Molecule: messenger RNA, 3022 nt
Organism: Cuculus canorus (common cuckoo)
Lineage: Eukaryota; Metazoa; Chordata; Aves; Cuculiformes; Cuculidae
Gene: PEX5
Product: peroxisomal biogenesis factor 5
Exons: 16
Coding region: 175-2109 (644 amino acids)
Biological process (GO): protein import into peroxisome matrix, docking
Cellular component (GO): peroxisomal membrane; cytosol
Molecular function (GO): protein binding
Source: RefSeq, a predicted model, not a curated record
CGCCGCGAGGGCCCCGCCGCGCCCUGUCCUGCCGUGGGAGAGCGGGGCGGGUCCCAGGGCACCGGGAGGCGGUGGCGGGCGGUGCUGGGGCCCAGCCGCCUCGCGGAGGGCUGCGGUGCCCGGGCAGGCCCGGCGGCGGCGCGGGAGGUCCCAUUGGGGUGGUUGCCCGGCGCCAUGGCCAUGCGGGAGCUGGUGGAGCCCGAGUGUGGGGGCUCCAACCCCCUGAUGAAGCUGGCCGGCCACUUCACCCAGGACAAAGCCCUGCGGCAGGAGGGACUCCAGGGCCCGCUGGCUUGGCCCUCCGGAGCACCCGAAGCUGCAGCCGUGUCCAAACCACUGGGAGUGGCCUCUGAAGAUGAGCUGGUUGGAGAGUUUCUGCAAGAGCAGAAUGCCCCUCUACUGUCCCGUGCACCACAGACAUUUAAGAUGGAUGACCUGUUGGCUGAGAUGCAAGAGAUUGAACAGUCAAGCUUCCGACAGGCCCCUCAGCGAGCUCCAGGUGUGGCAGCCCUGGCGCUGUCUGAAAACUGGACCCAGGAGUUCUUGGCUACAGCAGAUAGUGCUGGUGAUGUCUCUUCAGAUUACAAUGAGGCUGACUGGUCACAGGAGUUCAUUGCUGAAGUCACAGAUCCACUGUCUGUGUCUCCGGCCAAAUGGGCAGAAGAGUACCUAGAGCAGUCGGAGGAGAAACUAUGGCUUGGGGAAUCGGAAGACCAAUCUUUGGCAGAUAAAUGGUAUGAGGAUUAUCAACCUGAGGAUGAUCUUAAGAAAACUGUUAAUGAUUUUCUUUCUAAAGUGGAUGAUCCAAAACUCAAGAAUUCCGAGUUCCUAAAGUUUGUCCGCCAGAUCGGAGAUGGGAGGGUAUCGAUUGAAGCUAAUCAGGUGACCCACAGAGACCAAGAUCAGGCAGAGCAAUGGGCAGCUGAGUUUAUACAGCAGCAGGGGGCAUCCGAUGCCUGGGUGGAUCAGUUUGCACGGUCUGGGAACAUGUCAACUCUUGAUACGGAAUUUGAGCAGGCAAAGACUGCUGUGGAGUCAGAUGUGGACUUCUGGGACAAACUGCAGGCAGAAUGGGAGGAGAUGGCCAAGAGAGAUGCAGAGGCUCACCCUUGGCUCUCUGAUUAUGAAGACCUCAGCUCCUCAUCAUAUGACAAGGGUUACCAGUUUGAGGAAGAUAAUCCCAUGAGAGAUCACCCAGAUGCCUUUGAAGAGGGGCGGAGGCGCUUGGCGGAAGGUGAUCUACCCAAUGCUGUCUUGCUCUUUGAGGCUGCAGUACAACAGAAGCCAGAUCACAUGGAGGCCUGGCAAUAUCUGGGAACGACCCAAGCAGAGAAUGAACAGGAGCUUUUGGCAAUCAGUGCCCUCAGACGGUGCUUGGAACUGCAGCCUGGGAACCUCACGGCACUUAUGGCUUUAGCUGUCAGCUUCACCAAUGAGUCCUUGCAGAAGCAGGCAUGUGAGACCCUGUGGGACUGGCUACGGCAUAAGUCAGACUAUGCCCACCUGCUGAAGAAGGAACCAGAGGAGAGAGAGGGGACAAACUUGGGGCCUUCGAAGCGUGUCCUAGGUUCCCUGCUGUCUGACUCACUGUUCAUGGAGGUGAAAGAGCUGUUCUUAGCAGCUGUGCGCAGCAACCCCUUGACUGUGGAUCCUGAUGUUCAAUGUGGCCUGGGUGUCCUUUUCAACCUUAGUGGCGAGUAUGAGAAGGCUGUGGAUUGCUUCAGUGCCGCACUGAGUGUGCGCCCCAAUGACCAUCUUCUAUGGAACAAGCUUGGUGCCACCCUGGCCAAUGGGAAUAGGAGUGAGGAGGCUGUAGCUGCGUACCGUCGGGCGCUGGAGCUCCAGCCAGGAUACAUCCGCUCUCGCUACAACUUGGGUAUCAGCUGCAUCAACUUAGGCGCCCACCGUGAGGCUGUGGAACACUUCUUAGAGGCUUUGCACAUGCAGCAGAAGAGCCGAGGUCCGCGGGGGCAGCAAGGUGCUAUGUCUGAUAACAUCUGGACCACCCUUCGCAUGGCCCUCUCCAUGCUGGGGCAGAGUGACCUGUAUGGGGCAGCUGAUGCCCACGAUCUUCCAACGUUGCUUCAGGCAUUUGGUCUCCAGCAGUGACUCUGGGAUGGGCUCCCCUGUGAGUGCAGGGUUGGCCCAGCCCAUCAGUGACCUUUCUUUGAGAGAAAAUAUUCGCUAGGAUUCACGCAUAUCUUUGCUCUGGUAAGGCAGAUCAUUGACAACAGUCUUUUCAAGGACUUCCCGCUGAAGCAUGCAGCUUCCUUUACCUGUUUGUUGUGGCCUGUGCAUCUCUGAGCGGUUCACUUCAUCACCUCCAUGACUGACUGAGGCUCUGCUGGUAGGUAGAUGAUUGAAGUGGGGUAGACGGCAACACCUUGCCCUCUUGCCAGACUGCAUUUGCAGUGGUGCCCAGCUUGGUUAUGAGACCUUACAAUAGUUGUUCUGCAGAGACUGCCUGCUGAGUGCAUCUUGACUGCAGGUUGCUUUGAUGGGGUGGGAUUGCCAUUUGGUGAAAGAUUCUGGGUUCUGAGCAUUCUUUCCCCAUGAAUGUUCUUGCAUGUGUGUAAAUGUGGGUUGCUAGGGAAAGCUGGGGCAGCAGUCCCCUUUUCUGGGUACUGAUAACUUCAUGGUACAGCCAGAUUGUAGUUUCUCCAUGUGUCUUCAUGAACUUUUUAAGAGCAGAGUAUUGUAUUCCUGCUAGGGACAUAGGUGGAGGCCCUUAGCCUGUUGGGGUAAGAGGAGAUCCCAGAGUUCAGACUUGAGGGAAUGUGAUAGGAGUAAAAGCCUAAAAUGUAACCUCCCCUCCCAGAAUAUGGUGGGGAAAGGGUCAAGUCUUAAUUUUCACUUGAUCGUCUGUUAUUUACCUUUGUGCAGAGAUUCCCCAUCUUGUUUGUAACUGAAUCUUGUUAAUUAUAAAUAUAUGUAUAUGAUUCUAUUUGGGAAAAUGUUUUUUAAUUGUAAAGUAUUUUGUAUAAUAAAGGGGCUAGAAUUAAAACUGCCAAAGUAACAUCUU